AUGUCUGACGACGACGGGCAGAUCUCGGUCUACGACGAGGUCGAGAUCGAGGACAUGACGUUUGACGAGGACAUGCAGAUCUACCACUACCCGUGCCCCUGCGGCGACCGGUUCCAGAUCGCGCUGGCGGACCUGCAGGACCGGGAGACGGACAUCGCCGUGUGCCCGAGCUGCAGCCUCAUGAUCCGCGUCAUCUACGAGGUCGAGGACCUCUGGAGGGAGAAGGAGGAGGAGCCCGAGCCCGAGCCCGAGAAGGCCCAGGCCGAACAGGCGGCGGCGGCGCAGGUCCCCGUCGCUGCGUGA
Thyridium curvatum is the source of this 303-nucleotide messenger RNA. RefSeq lists its product as uncharacterized. The coding region runs from base 1 to 303 and encodes 100 amino acids. The record is from RefSeq and is a predicted model, not a curated record. Gene Ontology annotation, biological process: protein histidyl modification to diphthamide. Lineage: Eukaryota; Fungi; Ascomycota; Sordariomycetes; Thyridiales; Thyridiaceae. The transcript has a single exon. Gene Ontology annotation, molecular function: metal ion binding.